Achroia grisella is the source of this 1895-nucleotide messenger RNA. RefSeq names its product protein gooseberry (gene gsb). Gene Ontology annotation, biological process: anatomical structure development; regulation of transcription by RNA polymerase II. The record is from RefSeq and is a predicted model, not a curated record. The coding region runs from base 185 to 1606 and encodes 473 amino acids. The transcript has 6 exons. NCBI's taxonomy places the organism in Eukaryota, Metazoa, Arthropoda, Insecta, Lepidoptera, Pyralidae. Gene Ontology annotation, molecular function: DNA-binding transcription factor activity, RNA polymerase II-specific; RNA polymerase II cis-regulatory region sequence-specific DNA binding.
ACUGAGCUGUCUUCAAAGUAACACGGAUUAGACACACGCAGUUUCUUUUAACGUAAUUAUGCCUGCGUGUAACCUGUGAUAGUGAAAGACUGAAACAGUGAUCUCUGUAAACUCUAUAUGUGUAUGAACUAAUUUCGUGUUUGGAGCUGCGUGUAUUGCACAAUUAGUUGUUACUGUAAUUUCAAUGGCGGUUUCAACAUUGAAUAUGACACCAUACUUCACAGGAUAUUCCUUUCAAGGUCAGGGUCGUAUGAAUCAAUUGGGUGGGGUGUUCAUAAAUGGUCGUCCCCUACCCAACCACAUCAGGCUGAAGAUCGUGGAGAUGGCUGCAGCAGGAGUACGUCCUUGCGUCAUUUCACGGCAACUGCGCGUCUCACAUGGCUGCGUAUCCAAGAUCCUCAAUAGAUAUCAGGAAACUGGUUCUAUCCGGCCUGGUGUUAUCGGAGGAUCGAAACCGAGAGUAGCGACGCCUGAAGUAGAGAACAGGAUAGAAGAGUUGAAGAGACAAAACCCAGGUAUAUUCUCCUGGGAGAUUAGAGAUAAACUAAUAAAAGAAGGCAUCUGUGAUAAAAACACAGCUCCGUCAGUCAGCUCGAUUUCGAGACUAAUAAGAGGAGGCAAAAGGGACGAAUCAGAUCCUAGAAGAAAUCACAGCAUUGAUGGUAUUCUAGGUCCUUCGUCUUGUGAAGACUCCGACACUGAAUCAGAGCCUGGCAUUACAUUGAAGAGAAAACAGCGGAGAUCUAGAACAACCUUCUCUGGAGAUCAGCUCGAGGCUUUGGAAAGAGCCUUCACCAGAACUCAAUAUCCAGAUGUUUAUACGAGGGAAGAACUAGCACAGAAAACUAAACUUACUGAGGCAAGGGUUCAGGUAUGGUUUUCUAACCGAAGAGCCCGACUCCGUAAACAACUCAAUUCACAACAACUUAGCGCUUUCAAUACAAUGUCAUUACAGUCAGCAUUUCCUUCCGUUCAUCAGCAAUACGAACCCCCUUCCACUUUUAAUGCACAAUGUGCAACAUGGCAGCAAUCCUAUUCAUCAGCGUUGGGUACAAGCUCAGUUCUGAAUUCGGCACUCGCCCCUUCACUCCACCAAUCAGCCUUGACGGCUCCUUCUGUUUGUCAAUCAGCACUAGCAGCAUCAUCAUUACAUCCACCUACAUCUAGUUCUUUCUCAACGGGGAAUCUAACUCCUUUGUCACAUUCUUCUGAACUUGCUACACCACUGCAACCAGCAGCAGAUGCCACACCCCCCAGUUCGAGUCCAGCAACAACGACUCCAUCUGCAAAUCAAAGUAGUGGCAUUACUUACCAACAUUCAAGCUAUCCUAACCCGAGUGAAGCAGUACCUCACUCCUACGGUUACGGAGAUUAUUCGAAACAAGAACAUGCGAUGUCAGCUCAUAAUCAUUGGACUUCAAGACAACUUAGUGCUCAUCCACAGAACAAGCUAGCAGAAGUUGGUGCUUGGCCAGAAAACUAUAGUUCCUUUUUCGGCACGAAUCCAUCCCACUACGCUUCACAUGCCCAUUCUCCGACGGAGGCCAAGUCUGGAUAUCCUUACUUAGGGCAACUAGGAGGAAUGGAUAUGGGACGAGUUCACUAGAAAUAACAUAUAUAACAUAUAUAUGUAUACAAGGCAAUAAAUAUUGUAUAGUAGUGAAAUAUAUAACUGAAUACAUGUUCACAAAUCUGAAAAUUGUAGAAAAAUAAUGUCAUAUUAUUGAUAGUGCCUUAACAGAUUUUAGACGCUAUAAACAUUACUGAGAUGCUAUAAACAUUAUUAAGAAGAUUAAUUUGAAAAGUCAGUUAAUUCGGUUAUUUUUUGAGACAUCAAAAGUUACAGUAAGUUAAUAGCGACAGCGCUUGAAGAUAGAUGGAAGUUAUAAAACAAU